UACAUGCGAUAAUAAUUAAAUAUUUAUAGCUUGGAUCAGUGACGACAUUAUAUACAGCUUAUUAUAUUAAAAAUGAAUAAUUAAUACUAUUUAAAAGUUUGAAGAAAGAAAAUAUUUAGUUGCAUGACAAACAGUGUAGUUUUUAUCAUUUAAAAGCUAGAUAUUGUGAGAUAGUUGAUGAGUUGCGUGAAACGGAUGCACUAAAGAUAUAUUUGUAAUAAAUUAAAAGGCUAUAUUUGCCGUAUUAAAUAUUAAAUAUUCACUUAACAAACACGCUAAUCACAAUUAGCAUUAUUAUGUCACAUAAUAAACUCAGUUAUUGUAAAAAUGUGGAAACCAAAGAGUCUUAUAGACACACUGGUGCCUAUUUAUAUUCUUCAUGUGUUAUUUUGUCAUGGAGUUAUACAACAUCCAAAUAUUAAUAAAUCAAAAAUAAAUUACUCCUUCUUGUGGUCGAUAGUGUCGACAAUUUUGUAUUGCGCUUGUUUUAUCUCUGUAUUUUGGUUACGAAUUAAUCCAUCUUGGUACAGUGAGGGUCCUAAGGUGACUUACAUGAUUCUGAUAAUAGCAGUAUUCUUCACAAUGAAUGUUAAUAGUGUUGUCAGCUGGAUUUACAAAAAUGAAAUCCUGAUACUGAAUUCGAAACUAAUGAAAAGUGAUGAGCUUCUUAAGAAUUUAGGAGUGUCGAUAAAUAUUCAACGUGAAUUUGCACUUUCAAUGAAAUUUGCUGUUGGAUGGUUCAUUUAUUCAUUUUAUAUCAAUGCAGUUGCCAUUAUUUGGUAUGAUAAAUCUUUUGGACUAUUAAAUGUCUUCAUGACAGUCUUCACUUUUCAUCAUGGAUUCCACGUUAAUUGUAUCGUCGAUUUAACAUUUUUUUUGCUAAUAAUUCACAUGAAAGCACGAUUUGAAGGGAUAAAUAAAUUUCUAUCAGAUUUAUUUAACCUUCAAUCCAAAAAUUUGUUACAAAAUGUGGAAGCGUAUCACAAAUGGGCGAUUUCGAGGCAAACAAAUUUCGAAAAUGAUUUCACCUUAACUUUUCGCAACAUCAAGCGCAUUCAUUUAGAAUUAAAAAUUUUGUGUAACGAAAUUAUGAAAAUAUACGGAUUCUCAAUAUCUCUGAUGAUACUUACAAUGUUUUUUCUCGUAAUCGUGCAGAUUUUUAAUAUUUAUACAGCAAUCAUAAACACAGAAGUUAAACUAAGUGACAAAUCAUUGCAACUUUUCAGUAUGUCAAGUUGGGUUUUAAUCGCACUUCUAAAAUUUUUUAGUGUAAACUAUGCUUGUGCUGAAGCAAUCAAUGAGUGGAACAAAACGGGGGAAAUAAUUCACAUGUUGGAAAUAGACUCUGAAGAUUCGAAAUUCCAGAGAGAAAUUCAAAAGUUUUCGAUUCAAAUCCUCCAAAAUCCAUUGAAAUUUACACCAUGCGGGUUUUUGGAUCUCGAUUAUUAUUUUAUAAAAGAUUUUGCUGGAUCGGUGAUGGCGGAGCUUGUUUUAUUAAUUCAAACGACUUCAAGCGAUAAUUCUUCAUCGCAAAGAAAGGAUUAAAAAUUGAUAAGUAAUUAAUAACUUAAUAUUUAUUUAUUUGCUUGUAAAGAAACGUCCUCAGCAAUUUACAACAAUAUGUUACAUUUUUAUGUGUAGAAUGUUUAGUUAAUAUUUAUAUACAAUAAAUAGCAUCUGUAAAGAGAAGAUAUAUUUAAG
Molecule: messenger RNA, 1701 nt
Organism: Cotesia glomerata
Lineage: Eukaryota; Metazoa; Arthropoda; Insecta; Hymenoptera; Braconidae
Product: putative gustatory receptor 28b
Exons: 5
Coding region: 328-1545 (405 amino acids)
Biological process (GO): sensory perception of taste
Cellular component (GO): membrane; neuronal cell body; dendrite
Source: RefSeq, a predicted model, not a curated record